Porites evermanni is the source of this 9551-nucleotide messenger RNA. The record is from the annotation of a GenBank genome assembly. Lineage: Eukaryota; Metazoa; Cnidaria; Anthozoa; Scleractinia; Poritidae.
AGGGAAGGCCUGUCCGCCAUUUUGCAUUUUGAAAUCUGAACUUCAUGAUUGUCCAGAAUCAUUUAUUUAGUAUAAAUAUUUCUUGGAUCUUGGACUAUGGAUCAAUUUGACGUGAUAGCAAAUCAACCUAUUGUUAUCGACAAUGUAAGGUUAAUUUUUUUACACAUUUGUGGCGCCCUCAAAACUGUUUUCAAACUGCCAUUGGAUCGAGUUUUUUAUUUACAAAUCGGGGGUGGCUAUCUAACUUUGAGUACUAAAGUCGUGAUUCAUUUACUUAGCAUUGACUUUUGUUGUUCAUAGGGAUCAGGAGUCAUUAAAGCUGGAUUUGCAGGAGAUCAGAUUCCAAAAUACCAUUUUCCAAACUUGUAGGUAUUUCCAAAGACAAAUAUAAGACUUGUGCAAACCCAUUUCUGUGAAAACAAUAUUAAACAAAAUUUAAUACGCUUAUUAAAUGAAACAGGAAUUUUAUUAGCGUAGUUAAGGAUCAUUAUUUCAAUUUUCGAGUGAUUGUAUAAACUCUUAUAAUUGUUUUGAAGUAAUUUCAAGAAAUCAGAAGUCUUAUUUCUAAGCUAAGUUGAAUCACAGAGAAAUUUUAGCUCUGUCUUUUCUUUGGAUAUCACUCUUAUUUCACUUUUGUCAAGAUGUGCCAGCUAUAUUAGGCUAUUGGGAUGAAAUAUUUUAUUUCUGAGUUUUAUGUAGAUUGCUUUCUUUGGUUUUAGUGUUGGUCGACCUAAACAUGUGCGGGUUAUGGCUGGUGCACUAGAGGGUGAUAUAUUUAUUGGACCAAAAGCUGAGGUAUGUGGAAUGCUUCAGAUGAAAACUGUCAAAUCGUACUCAGGGCUCGAAAUUAAAAAAAAUUCUCCAUCGCAAUUUGCGAGUAAUUCCUAAAUUUAGUCACAAGUUCGAAAAUUUUAGUCGCAAAAGUAACCAACCCAAACAAAAUAUAAUACAAGUAAUUUUAUUACUCCAACAGCUUCUGUGAAUUACUAUUGAAAGGAAGGUAAAUAUUUACUUGCUGAAUAAACAAAUAAAAUCUUCUGAAUCGUUCACAGUUCAACGGUACCGGAAACACUAUUGUCUCUAAAAUGUAACAUCCACAAAUGCCUUCCGCAGCUAAAUAACAUCAUACAAUCCAAACUACUAACUUUUGUAAAAAAAAAGAUAAGAAUAUAAUUCAGUAGUUAGAGAAUCAGAACAUUUUAAAACUACAUGAUGCUUUACCAAGGGAUCACAACGCAAUCGUGCAAAGCUAAGCUUAUAAGCGUAUUUUAAUAAUACCAACAAAGUCUCACGGUGCAAAAAUGAUGGACUUAGUCUUUCUUUGAGAAUUUGGCCCUACAAAACUAAUUAUUUACAGCAUGAUGAUAUGUUGCGCAAAUUUUGUACCAGUCAAAGUCAGGAUAUCCUACAACUUCGACUUAACGCUCUCGCAGCGCCAUGUUUGUCUUCAUUUCAUACCAUUAGAAGCAUCAUGGUCACAAUACAACUGCGCAUUGAAAUAUAAUUCACCUGUAACUAAGAGGCGCAAUAAUAUUGCAAGAGAUUCAUUCCCGUGUAGAAGAAUUGAAGUGGAAUUAAACAAGCAGUCUCCGUUUGCCGUAGCUUUGAUCGCACAAAAACAUUCACCUUUGACCUGGUUGACACAGACGUCUGCUGGGAUCAAACUGACGUGAAGUCAUCGUGAGGAAGAUUUUGAAGAAUAAGGUCACUUGCAGUUCUAAUCUCUUUUCUGAAUACGUCUAGCUAUCUCGUGAAUAUUCUCUUUGCCUCUUCUAAAUUGUCAUUAAUGAGAAGAACCUUAAUAGCGGAUAAUUCCUGGUCACUUACAUGCAUUGUGAAGCAAAGUAAACAUGGUAUACCGGAACCGGAAAUUAGAAACGAAGAUUUCCUAGAAAUUUCAUGAGCGUUGCACAACGUAGUUUCUGAAAAAGUCCGCCCGCGAUAUGUUUCUCAGCAAGAGAUCAACGAUAAAAGUCACGCAACAUUUAUUGAAUUUCGCUGGAUUUUUCGGAUAAAACUACAGCAGCCAGUAACAAGUAAGACACAAGGCUGUUAAAUAUAAUUUAUUUAUGAGCUAGGCUGUAAAACGGUCGCAAAAUUGCUACCAAUGGAGAAAUUUUAGUCGCAAAAGCGAAAUCUUCAUUCGCAAAUGCGCCCGAUACAGGCGCAAUUUCGGGCCCUGGUACUGUGAAGUAUAAUGAACCCUGAUUGUUGAAACGUAGUCAGGUGUCUGAAACAAUAAAAUAUGACCUUAUCCCACUAACAAGGCCACCCCACUAAUAUCAAUAUAUUGCCAAAUUCAUGAAGCCUGUUAGUGACCAUUUUAUCCCAAGGAGGUACUUCUUAGUAACAGGCUAAAGGGGAUGUGCAGCUGGAUGGGAUAGCAUUUUCACCACUGGAGUGUCUACAGAUGUAUAAUACAGGGCUCGAAUUUAAAUCUGAUCCAGUUGUCUGGGACAAGUAUAUUUUCUUGCUGGGCAAGUAACUUUUACAGCUUACUUGCCCAAUGGGUAAGGAUCCAGGCAAGUCAUCCUCUUACAAAGUUAUUGACUAGGACAUGCAAGAAGUGGCCUCAGGCAAGAAAAAUGUGACAGGUGCUUGCUGAAAGUGUGACAUUGAAGUCAAGUUGUAACAGGGUUCACCUGUCCUUUUCUUUGACCUGAAAGCUUCAAACUGUUUCAAAUUUUUGUUUCUGUCCAUCUUAAAUUCAUUAUUAUAGCCUUAUAAGAAAUCAGAUGGCUUUUAUAAAGUUAUAAUUUUUCUGUACAUGUAGCUUAAAUUGUUAGGAUUUUAUCUUGUCAAUUCCCCAGCUCUAAAAUUGUUGUUCGACAGGCCUGUAUUAACAUUGGUUUCCCUUGUAUAGGAACACAGGGGCCUUCUUAAUAUCAGAUAUCCUAUGGAAGUAAGUGAAAAAUGUCCAUCUUAAUAAAAUGUGUAUCUUGUACAAUGUUGUUUGAAAGGAAACUUUGGCUUGAAUUGACCUCAAAUCACAGGUGUUGCUUGAUUUUUUAUUUACUUUGUCUUGUACUUGCAUUACAGGCAUCAUAAAUCAGAAGCCAAAAACUGAUGAUCAAAUUAGGCUGAAACCACCUGAAUUUCAUCCUAAACUAUUAUCCAUGCUUCAAAAUACAUGUACUGAAUCCCUAAUUCGAUACAAGCUACAAUAUUACUUAAGAGACAACACAUCUCUAUGGUUGCGGGGUUGAUCUAGUGGAUAUUCAGUUGGUGCCCAUGCACCACCUUCUUACUGUUCUUUUCACUAAUUUACACAUGAACUCUGAAGUUCAAAAGCCAGCUCAAGUUUUUGUUCCUCACUGCCAUCAAUCAUCUAAGUUGACCUCUCAAGAAACAGAACUUUGCUUCUAUGAGUUCAAAACAGCAGGGUUUGUGAUUUGUGAUUGGUGAAUUUCAAUCCAUUUUAUGUGUUUCUGUGUUUCAGGGUUUGUUGCAUGUGAUCGUAAUAAAAAACAAUUACCAUUGCAGCAGCGAAAAAUGCAUUUUUAUAUUGUAAGCUGCCUAUAAAAAUUCCAGAGUUUGUCUGUUAUUGGAAAGUGUAGUAACUACAAUGCUGCUUUUGUCUCUGAGGUGAAUAACCCCACUCAAGCUCUUCUCAAUACCCACACAUUGAGAGUCAACCAGCUUCUAUAAAAUGUUACUGAACUGAACGUGGGAAUACAUUGUUCUUACUGUAUGCUCUGUAUUAGUACAUUGAGGAUUAAUAAUAUUCUUUGAGCUUUCAAAAGAUAUUAUUAUAGCCAAUUACUGUACAUGUACAUGUAAGUACCGUUCACUUUGUUUGCCGUAAAUGUCUUCAUCCUUUUUGUUUUAGCAUGGUGUUGUGCGAGAUUGGAAUGAUAUGGAAAGAAUAUGGCAGGUAAGUCCUGCAAAUUGCCCAGUCCCUAUAAUUUCUGUGAAGUAGUCACUCAGUUUUAAUUUUUAUUAAUUUUAUUUCUCUUUUAUUUCAAGUAUAUUUAUUCCAAGGACCAGCUCCAGACCUUUUCUGAAGAGGUAAACAUUGUGUGUUUGUGAAUUUUUCCAUACAUGCUUUGUCAAUCUUAGAUUAACAAACAAGUUGUCCAGAAUAGGUUCUUUUCAGUGCUUUGUUAGCAUAAGGGGUAUUUUACUGUAAAUCUAUUAUAAAUUAAACAAUGAAAUAAAUACUAUAUACAAUUUAUAACAUCAACAACAACAAGUUAAGUGAAAUGUGUUGUGGGUUAUAAUGUAUGCUGUACACAAUUUUGAGUACUGCUCUUAGUAAGACAUUUUUAUUUUUCGGUGCCAUAGGAAUCUGCAUGUUGAUAAUUUUUUGAUACAACUAGACUUUGUUAAGUCUUUUUUAACGUUUCUUUUUUGCCCCUAGCAUCCUGUUUUAUUGACAGAAGCACCUUUAAAUCCACGAAGAAACAGAGAGAAAGCUGCAGAGGUAAAAUUCCUUUUUCAAGGUGGUAAUUGGUUGUCAGUAGUAGUGGUAGCUACAGAAACAGUCAUUUUCACUGAAACAAGUUUUACUGCAUGAUACAGUAAUGAGCACUAUAUGUGUGCCUGGUACAUGUACUUAUCCCAGCUUGGUUUAUGUCGUAGAUAUUUUUUGAGACAUUUAAUGUACCAGCCCUCUUCAUCUCCAUGCAAGCAGUGCUUAGUCUGUAAGUAUUGAAUGCUGCUAAUUUUGUAUUUAAAGGGGAGCAUCAGAAUUUUUUGCUUCUUAUACCUUUUUUCUUCCAAUUCGUGUAUUAAUCACCCAUCCCCUCACGAGUCUUAUCACGAGUUCACAAACAACAAUUUUGCUUUUCAUAAGUAACAGAGCAAAUAUUUAGGUUUCCACAGGAAGCCAGCUGAAGGUGAGUCUGAGUGCACUGAAGUGUGCAGUUACAUCAAAAGACUCAAAAGUGAACUUAAAUCAAGCCACCAGACACUAGUUAAGGUCGUUUGGCCUUGAAUUAAUGAUUUAUUUUCUUCAAUUGAUCUUCAAUGUGCGUGUUCACAUCUAGGAUUUUGGCAGUUCACGUUUAACAGAGUGCGCUUCAAUCACGAUUCACAGAACACUUUUUCAGUACAUCACGAUUCACGGACAAAAUGGUCGAUCAUGGUGUCACGAAAACAAGCUUGCCCCCUUGCCCCCUCCCCCCACUCCGACCAUGGCUCUCACAGGUUCAGAGCAUUAGGCUCCCUAGUAUUCUUCUUGGAGCAUAGCCUUGAAAACUAAUCAUAUAUGUAUACCUUGCAGUGAGAUGCUUUGGGGAAGGACCUGGGGGCUUAAAGAUUAAAAAAGAAAGUGUCUGGAGAGUGCCUUCCUCCUCAAGGUCUGGACUCACCACUGACAUAAAAUCCGUGUUGUGAUAUUUUGUCAUUAAGUUAUUGUGAUAUUGUUGUUUGUGUUCAGAUAUGCAACUGGUCGCACAACAGGAGUGGUUUUAGAUGCCGGUGAUGGAGUGUCACACUCAGUGCCAAUCUAUGAAGGCUUUGCUAUGCCACAUUCUAUUAUGAGAACAGAUAUUGCUGGCAGGUAAGUGACUGUGUUGGUUGUUUGUUUAAAGUAAAGCUUUUGUUUUCUUUUACCAAGGUGCUAAAAAAAAUCCAGAUUCAGUCUUGAUAUGUUUCAUAUUCAACCAGUCUAAAUAUAACUUCAUCAGGGUAUACAGUGUACAUGUACCAGUAGUUAUUGAUUACUUUUGGUUUUCAUUUUAUUGGAAUGGGGCAAUUUUUGGUCAGUUAUUGUCUGGAGUGACUGACUGUUACUUGCAGCCAUGUGUUGUUUGCGCUAGAAAACCAGUAUUUUCUGCACAGUGGUGAACACCUUUAUGAUUUUAGCUCUUUUAUCAACAGAGAUGUAACAGCCUUUUUAAGACUACUAUUAAGAAAAGAAGGAUUCAACUUCCAUUCUUCUUCAGAAAUGGAAAUAGUAAGGACCAUCAAAGAGGUAAAUUAUUAAUUGUUCCGCUGUCACAGCUUUGACAAUAAACUACAAACAAUAAUUUUUUUUAACGUAAUGGCACUGUAUGAAAUUACCACAAUUCCUGUACAAUGUACAUCAUUGCUGUAAUUUAUACAACUUUGAUUAAGGUUUUGUUGUCCUUUUAUUCUUUUCUCAAACAUACCUGAUGCUCUCAUUUUUUUAUUUCAGCGUGUAUGUUACCUAGCACUGAAUCCACACAAGGAGGUGAGAAAACUUUUACCAGCUUUCAUAAUGCAGUGUGAACAUGUAAUAAUCCAAAUAAGCAUGAACUGUUGUUAAUAACUGAUAUGAUCAAUCUUUACCAGGAGUCACUAGAAAGUGAAAGAAUGCAGUAUGUUUUACCAGAUGGAAGUAUGUUGGAGGUGAGUUAACAAAUAAGUUCUGAUAUAAAAUUUUAUAUUUUUCUGAAAGUUUUUAAAUGCUGUACAUGUAGGUACAUAGAGAACGAACGCUUUUGGCAUGUUGAUGAGCACUACAUCUGUCAGUCUAGACCUUUUUUAUCAAACCAUUCUUGAAACACUUAGAAUUAAUUCUUUAGAAAUUUGGUUUAUUUUGUUUAAUAUUCACAGGUUGGCCCAGCUCGUUUCAGAGCACCUGAACUUCUAUUCAAACCUGACCUUAUUGGUGAGGAGUGUGAAGGAAUCCAUGAGGUAAAACUUCCUUUCCAGGCCUCGAAAUUUACCCUGUACAGUAUAGCUUAUAUGUUGUUCAAACUUGAGUGUUGUUAGAGUUAACAUACUGUGUACCUUGUUUAUUUAAUUUUUUUUUUGUAAGUUUAUGUACAUGCUAAUACAUAAAAUGCUGUAUUAUGUGGUUGAAUCUGCAAGUAGAUAAGAGGAACCGAAUCCUGUGUUCUGAUUGGAUACCCGAGUAGCCAAGGUGGGCUCGCCUUGCCUGCUCAGGGAGCAGGGAACCUUUUCCCAUUUGUUAGUUUAAUGAGAUAUUAUUACCUUGUGGUGUCACAUUGAAUCUUCGACAAAAUCUCUUACACUUCUUGAGGCAAUUUUGUAAGUUCUUUUUAUCCUUGUUUAGGUUCUAGCCUUCGCAAUUCAGAAAUCCGAUAUGGAUCUUAGACGAGUUCUUUAUUCAAAUAUUGUGCUGUCUGGUGGAUCAACACUUUUCAAAGGUGAUGUUAGAUACCUUGCAGUAAAUUGUGUUUUUUUUGUGUAAGAUAUUUAUGUAUAUGGUAAUAUCUAAGAUAUUUUAUCCCUUUUUUCAGGCUUUGGAGAUCGUCUUUUGAGUGAAGUGAAGAAAUUAGCACCAAAAGACAUCAAAAUUAGGGUAUAAUGUCAUUAAUCUGUUUGACACAAUAACUCAGAUAGUGAGCUUUCUCCUAGAAACAUUGUUCUUUUUUCAAGUUGUUCUUUAGCUACUGUAUAUUGUAAAGCGUAAAGCAAUAACUCACAUUUAUUGUCUCCUAAUUAGAUUUCUGCUCCUCAAGAAAGACUUUACUCCACGUGGAUUGGGUAAGUGGACGUUGCCCUGCCUUUUUAUUCUAAACAGCCUUGCAGUUUUAUUCUAAUGGUUUUGUUGCCUAGGGCAGUAAGCCUUCUUGACACUGUCAACUGUGUUAACACCAAAUGUUUAGGUACAGUAUCAGGCUGGCAAAAUUGAAAAUGGCAUAAAUAGAAUGUUCUUUUGUUAAACCAGAAGCAUAUAACUCUUCUUUCAGUCAAAGACAUAAAAGUAUAGGCGUUGCAAGCUCAAAGUUUUUAGCCUUGAAUUCUCUGAUUCCAUAUUUAGGCAAAAUAAAAAAACCCAGCAUGGUUCUAAACAGAUAAGGGGAAGUUAGACACUUCGGGAUUAUAUGCUUCUGGUUAAACACAGUCCAAUGUUUUAGUAGUUGGUCCUUAACUUCAACGUAAACACGGAAAAACAAGCAAAACAAACAGCUUUCAAGGUGCAAACAGGUAUACCCCGGGCUGUGGCUGCCAGCGAUUUUUUGUCACAUGCAUUAUACAAGCUGCUUUGAAGUCGUCCGCUACGAGACAAAAAACGGGUCACUAAUAAGACUUUCCGAAACUGUGCAUGAAAAGCCUGUGGCACCCGGGGUAAACAGGGUACCAGUUCUUGUUGAUGAUUAUUUUCAUUCCUGUCCUACUGAAAUAGCUGUGCUCAUCAAGCUUGCGUGGUCAGUUAGAUGCUAAUAUUUACUCUCUUGUCCGUCUUUCAGUGGCUCCAUUUUAGCGUCUUUGGACACAUUUAAGAAGAUGUGGGUUUCUAAAAAAGAAUAUGAUGACGAAGGUGCUAGAGCCAUACAUCGGAAGACAUUCUAAAGUUAUCUGAUCCGAGUUUUUUUAGUUAAAUUAUGUAGAUCAGAUAUGAUAGGGAAAUUUUGUUUAAAGGUGAACUGAGAUUGUAUAUAAAUAUAAUUAUAUAUGGGCGGCUGCCAUUACUCGUGUCUGCUUCAGGAUUUCGCUGAAAUUCUGUAUACAUGACACAGACAGUCAAGUAUGUCCUAAGUGUCAAGCAGAGAUGAACAAUCUCCUAGAUCGUCUUUAGUUAACUGUAACAAAUUGUAAUGUUGAAAAUGAAAGUGGCUAUCGUUUUUAGUAAGAAAGGUGUCUGCUUAGAGCAAGCUUAGAGCCAAAAGUCCACAGUAAAUUCUGUUCAACUUCGUUCCCAGGAUCUCUCUUUAUUUAGGAAUUGAAAGGAGAGAGACCUGGUGAGGAGGUUGGACACUGUUGGGUCAUUGACCGCUAAAUGUCCAUCUAUGAGAAGAGCCUGCAUGAAAGAAAGUCGAACAAUGACUGAAAUAUGGCAGCGACCAAUUCUAGGCGUCCAUUUUAGGGAGAUAGGAAAGAGUUGACUGUAGUGGGAGUUAUUUAUUUGCAAUAAUUCUUAGUUUUCUUGUAUCGGCUCCUGCUCGUAAGGUUAUGGUCAAGUCGCCCGAAGAAAUGUCGCCCGGAUUCAUUUAAAACUGUAGCCCUUCUCGGCUCCGCGAGAACUCUCACACGCGCUAAAACAAUUCCGCCAGCUACGCAGGCAAUGCCUUUCCAAGCUUAUUCGUUUUCAUUUUCUUUUUACGAUAAAUCAUCAAGAAAUCAUUUCUCGCCUUGCUGGUAUUUCUAAUGUGCGACACAUUUUAAGCACCUACCUGUCGCUUAAGUUGAAAUUUCGACUGGGGGCCUGUUCAAACGGAGAAGGGGGACCCCAGGUAGGUGAGCUAGCCUAACCCGCUUUGGUGGGGUAACCCGCCUUUCUAUAUAAUCUCUCAUUUUAAAAUGAUCACGUUUACAUAAUAGGUGGGGUGACCCGUCGCAUUUUAUUUCAUCUAUCUGGGGUCCCUCACCUCCAGGUAAACAGGCCCUAAUUGUAUUCUCGGUUUCGGGCGAGAUAACCUCGGGCGAAAUGACCGUCAGAGUAAGAUUCAGACUCAUACCCCAAAGCCGGAGGGCAUCUCAUCAGCGGGACAGCCCCUCGGGAAUUGGAAGUUUUACCACAGAAUACGGGGUUGAACAAAAGCCGCCUUGUCAUGAAUAAACUUAACAUAAACAUUAUGUAAAUGUGGUUCAUUUGGUUUGUUCGCCUCAACAACGUAAAAUAUAGCCAAUGUGGGGUUUUGUAAAGUACCAUGACCAUUGAUCACAAUGUCUGC